Messenger RNA from Pseudomyrmex gracilis, 2669 nucleotides. It is a transcript of the gene Tace, whose product is annotated as ADAM 17-like protease. Bases 420 to 2669 code for a protein of 749 amino acids. The transcript has 14 exons. NCBI's taxonomy places the organism in Eukaryota, Metazoa, Arthropoda, Insecta, Hymenoptera, Formicidae. Gene Ontology annotation, biological process: Notch signaling pathway; membrane protein ectodomain proteolysis. Gene Ontology annotation, molecular function: metalloendopeptidase activity. The record is from RefSeq and is a predicted model, not a curated record. Gene Ontology annotation, cellular component: plasma membrane.
CAGACCUUAUAUACUGUGAUAUAGGACUCUAGUUCAAAUGUAUGAAAAAAAUAUUCCGUAAUUUAUUUUAAAUCUUUUAAAUCAGCUUUUAUUUCUUUUGGUAUUAUGUAUGUGCUUUUAAUCAUGAUGUAUUUUUGGAUUAAGUGCGUAAAAGUAUUUGCAAAAAAGUGUGAUAUCGGUCUAAGGUUAGGAAAAUUUAACCUAAAACAAAAUAUAAAAAUGAAUGUAAACAUAUUUUUAGUAUUAUUAGCUUGUACACAAUUUUUAUAAUUUUUCUUUAUAAAUAUAAAGAAACAAAUGUCUGAUGUGUAUGUAUUAAGAAACUAAUUGAGAUUAAGCUGGAGAUAUCUCAAACUUUAUAAAAAAGUUUUCCUCUGCAGAAUUUAUUUCUUAAGUUAACAUUCUGCAUAUAUUCUACAAUGAAAAAGCAAAGUAUCCUAUAUAUACACUGCAUCCUUAUUCUUCCCAUCAUUUAUGGGCUUCACAGAAAUUUAAAAUAUUAUGAGACUAUUCAUAGUUCUCACUUCGAACAUAGGAUUGUAAAACGUGGGAUUCAUCAUAGUUAUCAUCCCUAUAAUAAAAUUAAUGAAAUAGAGUUUUAUUCACAUGGGCGUCAUUUCCGAUUAAUUUUAACACCUAAAAGAGAAGUUAUACAUUCUAAAUUUAAGGCAUACCAAGUUGAUGCUGAUGGAAAAGAAAAAAUAAUACAUUUGGAUCAUGAUGAUUUUUAUCAUGGUCGGGUAUUUGGAGAAAUUGACUCUCAUGCGCAAAUGUAUAUUGAUGGUGGUGUUAUGACAGGCAGUAUAACAAUAGCAGAUGAAACUUUUCACAUUGAACCAUCUUGGAGACAUCUUCCUCACUUAGAUAACCAAACAAUGAUUAUUUACAAAUCCUCUGAUGUUAAAUUCAGUUGGGAACAUUAUCAAAAUGGAGGUCAUACACAUGGACCUCCAAAGACCUGUGGUUAUGUUAAUGAAAACUCGGAUUAUGUAUUAAAUAUCACAGAAGAUUCUGUAGAAAAUAAAUCUGAAAUUGAUAAUAGCAGCAGUAGAGUGAAGAGACAAACUGAAACAUAUGAAUAUACGCCGACGAAAACACGAUGCCCAUUAUUACUAGUUGCCGAUUAUCGAUUUUAUAAUGAAAUGGGCGGUGGUAGCACAAAAACUACAAUAAAUUAUUUGAUAAGUUUAAUUGACAGAGUACACAAGAUUUAUAACGAUACUUUGUGGCAAGAGCGUCAAGAGCAAGACGGUUUCAAAGGAAUGGGCUUUGUUAUCAAGAAGAUUGUCGUUCACAGUGAACCGACACGAGUGAGAGGCGGUGAAAUGCACUAUAAUAUGGUUCGCGAUAAGUGGGACGUUCGCACACUGCUUGAGGUGUUCAGUAGAGAGUACAGCCACAAGGAUUUUUGUUUGGCUCACUUGUUCACCGAUCUCAAAUUUGAAGGUGGUAUUCUUGGUUUGGCGUACGUAGGCUCUCCUCGUAGAAAUUCAGUAGGCGGUAUUUGUACACCAGAAUAUUUUAAAAAUGGAUAUACAUUGUAUUUAAAUUCAGGACUUAGCUCUAGUAGAAAUCAUUACGGGCAAAGAGUGAUUACUAGAGAAGCUGACUUGGUCACGGCACACGAGUUUGGUCAUAAUUGGGGCUCCGAACAUGAUCCAGAUAUAACAGAAUGCAGUCCAAGUGCAAGUCAAGGCGGAUCUUAUUUAAUGUAUACUUACAGCGUUAGUGGCUAUGAUGUAAACAACAAGAGAUUUUCACCAUGCAGCUUACGAUCUAUCAGGAAAGUCUUGCAAGCCAAAUCCGGACGUUGUUUUUCAGAACCGGAAGAAUCGUUCUGUGGAAAUUUAAGAGUUGAAGGAGAUGAAGAAUGCGAUGCAGGUCUUUUGGGAACAGAAGAUAGUGAUCAUUGUUGUGACAAAAAUUGCAAACUCCGACGUAAUCCGGGAGUAGAUUGCAGUGACAAGAACUCUCCUUGCUGUCAGAGUUGUCGUUUUAUGCCUUCAGGGACAAAAUGUCGUGACGCGCAAUAUGCUACUUGCGAGCAAGAAUCACGCUGCACCGGCAGUUCCAGCGAAUGUCCGAAAUCACCACCUAUGAAAGAUGGUACUAAUUGUCUUGAACGUGGUCAGUGCAAACUAGGCAAAUGCGUGCCAUACUGUGAGACUCAAAAUUUGCAAAGCUGCAUGUGCGAUACGAUCGGCGAUGCAUGUAAGAGAUGCUGUAGAAUGAGUUUGAACGAAACAUGCUUUCCAAUCGAUCCGCAAGACAUUUUACCAGAUGGAACACCAUGUAUUCAAGGAUUCUGUAACAAAGUCAUAGGAGUAAAACCAUCCGAAAAACCAGACGAGGAAGAAGAAAAUUAUCAAGAAAAGUACAAUAAGUGGGAUGAGUGGGACGAUAACAAUCAUGCUGAAAGAAUCAUUAUAAUAAACACAAUGAGUCAAGCUCAAGUGCUCAAAUAUUGUAAUGAAAAGUGUGCUGACAAACUUUGGAACCUGAUUAAAUAUAACAUGGCAGCAGAUUUGGAACAAGUAAAGGCAAAAGCACUAAGCGACUUGACUAAUUUACGUAUGACGAGAGAUGAAAAUGUAGACGAUUUCCUCAAUAGAGCUGAAGCUCUUAAAAAUCAAUGUGUACAAUUAGGAAAGCCAGUUGAAGAUUUUUAA